Messenger RNA from Sebastes umbrosus (honeycomb rockfish), 2144 nucleotides. It is a transcript of the gene tead3a, whose product is annotated as TEA domain family member 3 a. Gene Ontology annotation, molecular function: DNA-binding transcription factor activity, RNA polymerase II-specific; RNA polymerase II cis-regulatory region sequence-specific DNA binding. The record is from RefSeq and is a predicted model, not a curated record. Gene Ontology annotation, biological process: regulation of transcription by RNA polymerase II; embryonic organ development; hippo signaling. The coding region runs from base 523 to 1662 and encodes 379 amino acids. NCBI's taxonomy places the organism in Eukaryota, Metazoa, Chordata, Actinopteri, Perciformes, Sebastidae. The transcript has 14 exons. Gene Ontology annotation, cellular component: transcription regulator complex.
UGUCUGGUGUCAUGUUGGAGGAGGAGGAGUUUGUUGGUUGGGACACCCAAAAAACUUUUUGUUGCGUGUGCGCGUGUUUUCGUCGCCACGCCUCUGUGUGCGUUUUCCUCCGGCGCGUUGAUUUCAUACCAAAGAAACUCAUACUUGGCAUUCCGCCUUUUUUUCUGUCAAACACGACUCUUUUUACCGAGGAAAUACUCUCGAAACACAAAGCAAAAGAAGCUGUAGAAACCACCGUGUACUCGGGAGUGAGUGAGUGGAAGCAGAGCCUCUUUGGAAGGUGUGUUGUGGUCAGGAGCCGUCAUCAUUGCGUCGGAGUGGAGUUGCCGUGGCAGCCCUGACGGGGCGCAGGAGGAGGGCGGCGAUGCAGAUGGAGAUACAGCGGCAGACGGGGCUGACCGCGGAUUGGAUGGCGACCCCGAGGGAGUGUGGAGUCCAGACAUUGAGCAGAGCUUUCAUGAAGCUCUGGCCAUCUACCCUCCCUGCGGCAGGAGGAAGAUCAUACUUUCAGACGAGGGGAAGAUGUAUGGUCGAAAUGAGCUGAUAGCUCGCUAUAUCAAGCUACGGACAGGAAAGACGCGCACACGCAAACAGGUGUCUAGUCACAUUCAGGUUCUGGCACGUAAGAGGGUACGAGAAUACCAGACCAGCAUCAAGGUCUCUAGUCACCUGCAAGUCUUGGCCAAGAGAAAGUCUCGUGAGAUUCAGUCUAAGCUCAAGGCCAUGAACUUGGACCAGGUAUCCAAAGACAAGGCACUGCAGACAGUAGCCAACCUCUCAUCAGCUCAGAUUGUGUCUGCUAGUGUAAUGAAACCCCAGACUCCGUUCCCUCCACCAGUCAGAUUUUGGCCCAGCCCUAUGCCAGGACAGCCUGGACAUUCUCAGGACAUCAAGCCCUUUGCACAGCCACCAUACACUACACUACCACCCCCUGGCCCUCCACCCAUCAGCUAUGAGCCCCUGCCUCCCCCACGCCCUGCAGCUAUAGCAGCUCCUGUAUGGCAGGACAGAACCAUCGCCUCAGCAAAACUACGGCUACUGGAGUACUCUGCCUUUAUGGAGAUCCAGAGAGAAAGGGAGAUGUAUAAACAUCUUUUCGUACUCAUUGGGCCAUCAAACCCGGGCUACAAUGACCCCGUAUUGGAGUCCAUAGAUGUGAGGCAGAUUUACGACAAGUUCUCUGAGAAGAAAGGAGGCCUGAAGGAGCUGUAUGAAAAAGGGCCACACAACGCGUUCUUCCUCGUCAAGUUCUGGGCGGACCUGAGCAGCGACAUCGAGGAGGGCUCUGGCGUGUUCUACGGCGUGAGCAGCCAGUACAGUGGAACAGAAAACAUCACCAUCAGUGUCUCAACAAAGGUCUGCUCUUUUGGCAAACAGGUGGUCGAGAAGGUUGAGACGGAAUAUGCACACAUGGAAGGGGGAAAGUAUGUGUUCCGCAUCCACCGUUCGCCCAUGUGUGAAUAUAUGAUCAACUUCAUCCACAAGCUCAAACACCUGCCAGAGAAAUACAUGAUGAACAGUGUACUGGAGAACUUCACCAUCCUACAGGUGGUGUCCAACAGAGAGACUCAGGAGACUCUGCUGUGCAUCGCCUUUGUGUUUGAAGUGUCCACUAGUGAACACGGAGCACAGUACCACGUUUAUCGACUAGUUAACGACUAGCAGCACGCCGCGUGCAUGCAGAGACUCUCCACAGACUUUUUGAUACAUAUAGCAUAAACACUAUUUCCAGCUCAAACACACAGAAUCCCCCCACUCCUCUACUCUAAACACACACAUGUUUUAACAGACCAACAGUCACACUGUAGUCACACCUGUUGUUGUUUUUUAAUCGCUGCAAACUAUGCACACAUUUCUUAACAACAUCCCAUGACUUAAACACUAAAGUGAAAUUCAUUUUUUAUAGAUUUCGACCAAAACGUCGCGUAAUUAUGGGUAAGUGUUGUGAUGCUAUUCACCGUAAUUAUUCAGUCACAUAUCUGUCCUUACCCGGUGAAACUGAAAAAUGUCACGGUUCAUUUAGGUGUUUUUUCUUUUUCACUGACAAGCAUAUGAUAGAAACAUUUAAAAAAAAAAAAAAAAAAAAGAAACCAGCAAAAGGGCUACACUACAUUAAAUCAAGUUUAAUAUGUGAUAUACAUUAU